AUGUCUUCGUUCGGUCGGUUCAUUUCUAUUGCUUCUGAUAUCAAUGCUGAAACUGUUUCAUUAAACCCAACAGAAGAAGAAACAGGAAAAACGUAUUAUUGGGAUAGUGAAUCGUUCUCCUUUGUAUUUCAACAUUACUCAUGGGUAAUAAACAAAAUUUCUCAAAACUUAGAGUUGGCUGCGUUUAUUGGAGAUAAUUUAAAUUCAUACGUUUUAGAUGAAUAUAUCAAUAUUGUUAUUCAAGUAUUCACAAUGAAUGACCGAAUUCUUCCUUUUAUUAAAUUCCUUAUAAAUAGAGAAUUUGAAGAAUCUCAUUCUAGAGAAGAGUUAUUUCGUCAAAAUACUCUUUGUACUCGUAUUUUAACUGCUUAUGCACGAAUUACUUCAAAAAAGUUUUUAAGCACAACACUUAAAAACAGUGUUUUAAAAAUGGUUAACACUAACCAAAGUUUCGAAAUAGAUGAACUAAAACUUCUUCCAGGACAAAUUUUAGGAUGUAAUUUAGCUGCUCUUCAGUCUUCAUGUAAAGAAACAUUAGAGAGUAUAUCAGCGUCUCGAUGUGAUGUUCCUAUUGAGAUAAGAACUAUUUGUAAUUGUCUUUGGGAGAAUUGUUUAAAAUAUUUUAAAGAUGAUAAAGAACUUCCUUCUCAAAUAGUAGGAGGAUUUUUAUUUCUGAGACUGUUUUGUCCAGCUAUUGCAUCUCCUGAAAACUUUGGUCUUCUUGGUGUAGAAAGUAAGGUAUCACCAAAGGCACGAAGAAAUCUUAUUCUAGUAACUAAAGUUCUUCAAAACAUUGCUAACCAAGUAACUAUAGCAAAAGAAAAGUAUUUAGAAAAAACCUUUCAAUUUUGUAAAGAACAUUUCAGUAUGGUUAAAGAUUGUAACCAAUAUAUCAGUACUCAAACAAUUAUUAUGACAGCCUCUGUUGAUGGUUCUGUUAAAUUCAUCAACGUAGCAAAUAUUAAAAUAACAAAAUUGUUUUCACUUCAUCAAAUUUUAUAUUAUUUACAUAAUGAACUUGCUAACAAAAAGAUUAAUGCUAAUGAUGUAGAAAGAAAUUCUAUGGAAGAGGCAUUUGAUGUUAUUGGAGUUCCACCAUUUCUUUAUACAAAGAAAAGUCAAAAAGAUAAUAGAGAACAAAGUGAUAUGGAAUUAGUUAGGUUACUUGAAAAAGAUCAAAUAUUUUAUAGAGGAGAUUCACUUCCUAAUGGACAACUUGUGUUUUAUAUUGCUGUACACAAGUUUAUUAUAUUUUUAAAGUCGUUAAGUUCUAAUGAAAAAAAGAACGAAAAUUUAGAUUUUAUUGAUAUUUUGAUGAUUCUUCUUACAAAUGCUGUUGAACAACAACAAUAUAUUUUUAUUCUUGAUUUUAGUUGGUUUUCUACUGAAGAAGUAACAGAGAAUAUUGUUAUUGAUAUUUGUUCAACACUCACUCUUAUACCAGAACAAAUGAAAAAUAAUUUCGUUCAUGCGUAUGUUCUUCAUGCUGGAAAAAAUGUUAAAAAGAUGUUAGAAGCAAUGGUAGUUAAUUCUGGUGUUUAUGGACUUCCUAUUGGAUGGAAUAAAUUAGUUGAUAUGGUAGAUGAUUGGCAAGAAUUAAGUAAAAUAUUUGGAACAACAGAAAUUAUGAUUCCAGACUCUUCUAAAGCAUUUGUUAAAAGAGAAUUUCACGCACUUAAAAUAAAUCCAAAAGGUAAAGCUCAAGACCGAAUUGUUUUAAUUACAUUUGAUGUACUGUUAAAUAUUGAUCCUAUAUCUAAAUCUAUUCUUAAUGAAAUUCCUUUAAAUUCACUCACUCGAAUAGAUGCUUAUGAAAAAAUUCCUCAUAUUAUUCUUCACUUUAACGAAAUUACACCAAAAGAGAAAAAGUCAAAUACUUCUAAAACAGAAAGAAGAUAUAUUUUAAAUAAUAUGAACUCCAGAGAAAUAUUAUUAACACAAUUGUUUGCUGUUUGCUUCUAUAAAGAAAUUCUCACAAAAACUAAAUUAGUUUAUGAUAUCCUAAAAAAAGGAAGUUACAAAAAAGGUUCUGGUAAAAUUGUUAUUUGUUUUGACCGAAUUAUUAUUGUUAAAGGAAAUACAAUAUCCCAUGAUAUCCUUUACGCCUCAUUAGAAAAAAUGUGUAUUGUUGAUAGUUUAAAAAAUAAGGACGUUAAAACAAUAUUCUUUGAAUACAAAAAUUUGAAAGGAGGUGUUAUUGAAAGUGUAACAAAGAAAUAUAAUAUUUCAAAAGAAGAUAUAGGAAUUAAAGAUGUUAUUCAAAGUUUAAUAUCAGGUGAAUUUUGUAAAACUUCAGCAAUAAACAUUUAA
Entamoeba dispar SAW760 is the source of this 2310-nucleotide messenger RNA. Its product is annotated as ras GTPase activating protein, putative. Bases 1 to 2310 code for a protein of 769 amino acids. Lineage: Eukaryota; Evosea; Mastigamoebida; Endamoebidae. Gene Ontology annotation, biological process: regulation of GTPase activity. The record is from RefSeq and is a predicted model, not a curated record. The transcript has 4 exons.